GCAGUCUCUCCAUGUACGGCAAACAAUCGGUGCGAGAUUGCCCUUUUCUCUUCCUUAUCCCGUUUAUAUGAUCGGAGAGGAACUGCGCUUCAGGUUGGAAGCGGUGCGAACAUGGCCGAGCGAGUCCAGCAGCCCCCAGCCAAGAGGCUCUGCUGCCGGCCCGGCUACAACCCGGCGUGCAGGCAGGGGCAGCGGGCUGGAGGUGUCCUGUGUGGCGGCGCGGGGUCCGCUCCGGGAGGGUCGGGAAAUGGGAAAACGCACAACCCCGAGUCGUUGCUCGAUAUCGCGGCUCGCAGAGUCGCGGAGAAGUGGCCGUUCCAGAGGGUGGAGGAGCGGUUCGAAAGGAUCCCGGAGCCCGUCCAGCGGAGGAUCGUAUAUUGGUCUUUCCCGAGAAGCGAGAAGGAGAUCUGUAUGUAUUCCUCUUUCAACGCUGGAGGAGAGGAAAGUGGAACUAGCGGGGACAAUAAUGACGAGACCCAGCUGCCUUUCCUACGGGGUGUCACUCUGUUGGAGGGUGGCUGGGUGGACAACGUAUUGCAAGUCGGCUUCCACCUGAGCGGCACAGUGACGGACCCCGCCACCCCCUCGUCACCAGAGCUCGUUUGCAGCGUCAGCGUGAGCUUUGAUCGUUGCAAGAUCACGGCGGUAACGUGCACUUGUGGAAACAAGGACAUCUUCUAUUGCGCCCAUGUAGUGGCGCUGUCGCUUUACAGAGUACGGAAACCGGAACAGGUCAAGCUGCACCUGCCCAUCUCGGAAACCCUCUUCCAGAUGAGCAGGGACCAGCUGCAGAAGUUCGUCCAGUAUCUGAUAUCAGUCCACCACACUGAGGUUCUGCCUACUGCGCAGAAACUGGCAGACGAGAUUCUGUCACAGAACUCUGAGAUCAAUCAGGUCCACGGGGCCCCGGACCCCACAGCGGGAGCUAGUGUGGAUGAUGAGAACUGCUGGCACCUGGAUGAGGAGCAGGUUCAGGAGCAGGUCAAGCUCUUCCUGUCCCAGGGAGGAUACCACGGCUCGGGCAAGCAGCUCAACCUGCUCUUCAGCAAGGUGAGGGAGAUGCUGAAGAUGCGUGACUCCAACGGAGCGAGGAUGUUAACACUGAUCACAGAACAGUUCAUGGCAGACCCUCGGCUGGCGCUGUGGAGACAGCAGGGCACCACCAUGACCGACAAGUACAGACAGCUCUGGGAUGAGCUGGGUGCCCUGUGGAUGUGCAUCGUACUGAACCCCCACUGUAAACCGGAGCAGAAGUCAUCAUGGCUGCGCCAGCUGCGCAGAUGGAACAGUGUGGACGUUUGCCCCUGGGAGGACGGUAACCACGGCAACGAGCUGCCCAACCUCACCCACUCACUGCCUCAGGGCGCCCAUGGCAACCAAGAGAUGCGCCCCCACAGGACUGUGUUCACACGGGCCAUCGAGGCCUGCGACCUGCACUGGCAGGACCGACACCUCCAGCACAUCAUCGCCAGUGACCUCUACGCCAACUACUGUUACCAUGACAACCAGGAGGGUUCUCUCUUCGACUCACGUGGUUGGCCCUUAUGGCACGAGCAUGUCCCAACAGCCUGCGCCAGGGUGGACGCCCUGCGUUCCCACGGUUACCCGAGAGAAGCCCUCCGUCUGGCCAUCGCCGUGGUCAACACGUUACGGAGGCAGCAGCAGAGGCAACUGGAGCACUUUCGUCGGCACAAGAAAGAGUUGCUCCAUAAAGGCCACACUUCCAUAACCAACAUGGAAGGCUGGGUGGGACAUCCCCUGGAUCCCAUUGGCACCCUGUUCAGCACCCUAACAGAGUCAGGACGAGUGGGCGAGGAGGGCUCUAACACCUGCUUAGACCUCUCAGAUUGCUCCAGCGUCGUAAGCCGAGCGGACCUCCAGCGGAUGCCUGUGCAGCGAUUGCUGGGGGACGGCGAAUCGUACGUGGCGCUGGCCGUGGAGACCGCUCUGAUAGGCCUAGGCCAGCAGCGGGUGAUGCCUGAUGGGCUGUACGCUCAAGAAAAGGUGUGUCGCAAUGAAGAGCAACUCUUGGCCAAGCUGCAGGAAGUGGAACUGGACGACUCCCUGGUCAAAAUCUUCCGUAAACAGGCCGUCUUCUUGCUGGAGGCUGGUCCGUACUCUGGCCUCGGAGAGAUCGUCCACAGAGAAAGUGUCCCCAUGCACACCUUCGCCCGCUAUCUCUUCACCUCUCUCCUACCUCACGACGCUGAACUGGCGUACAAAAUUGCACUGAGAGCCAUGCGGUUGCCGGUGUUGGAGUCGACGGCAUCAUCCGGUGACCUGUCGCGACCUCACCACAUCGUGUCCGUAGUGCCCAACCGCUACCCGCGCUGGUUCACCCUGAGCCACAUAGAGUCCCAGCAGUGUGAGCUGGCCUCUACCAUGCUCACUGCUGCCAAAGGCGACAGUCGCAGGCUGGAGACGGUCCUGGAGUCCAUCCAGAAAAACAUUCACUCCUCGUCUCACAUCUUCAAACUGGCGCAGGACGCGUUUAAGAUUGCCACGCUCAUGGACAGCCUGCCUGAUAUAACACUUCUCAAAGUCUCUCUGGAGUUAGGACUGCAGGUGAUGAGAAUAACUCUGUCCACAUUAAACUGGAGGAGGAGAGAGAUGGUUCGCUGGUUAGUCACAUGUGCCACUGAAGUUGGUGUGUACGCACUGGAUAGCAUCAUGCAGAGCUGGUUCACCCUCUUCACCCCCACGGAAGCCACCAGUAUCGUGGCCACCACUGUCAUGUCCAACAGCACUAUCGUCCGCCUGCACCUGGACUGCCACCAGCAGGAGAACCUGGCUUCAUCUGCUCGCACCCUCGCCCUACAGUGUGCCAUGAAGGACCCCCAGAACUGCGCCCUCUCCGCUCUCACGCUCUGCGAAAAGGACCACAUUGCCUUUGAGACAGCCUACCAGAUUGUACUGGACGCGGCGGCGACAGGAAUGAGCUACACGCAGCUGUUCACUAUUGCGCGCUACAUGGAACACCGCGGUUAUCCAAUGAGAGCGUACAAGCUGGCGACGUUAGCGAUGGCCCACCUGAACCUCAGUUACAACCAGGACACGCACCCGGCCAUCAACGACGUGCUGUGGGCCUGCGCGCUCAGCCACUCGCUGGGGAAGAACGAGCUGGCGGCUGUAAUCCCCCUGGUGGUCAAGAGCGUCAAGUGCGCCACUGUGCUCUCUGACAUUUUGCGGCGGUGCACGCUGACCACGCCGGGCAUGGUGUCGGCGCUGCACAGCCGCAGGAACUCUGGGAAGCUGAUGUCGCUGGACAAGGCGCCGCUCAGGCAGCUGCUGGACGCAACCAUUGGGGCCUACAUCAACACCACGCACUCACGGCUCACGCACAUCAGCCCGCGCCACUAUAGCGAGUUCAUCGAGUUCCUGGGGAAGGCCCGGGAGACUUUCAUGAUGGCUCACGACGGACACAUUCAGUUCACCCAAUUCAUAGACAACCUGAAACAGAUCUACAAGGGCAAAAAGAAACUAAUGAUGCUAGUGAGGGAGAGGUUCGGCUGAGGGUGAGGCCGAAGGGGAGGUCGUGAAAAAGCCCGCCCCUCCCCGCCCUCCUCCCGCUCUAGUACUUUUCUAUUAACUUGAGUCUGCCUUUUGAACUUCUUUUUGGACUGAUUAAAAAUAGACAAGUAAAAAAAAAAAAGAGGGAUGCGACUUGUAGAAUGAAGCAAAAAAGAGAAAGGAAAAGAUGACAAAAAAAUCAACAGAGCCACACGCGGUAUUAUUGUUCUUGCUGUUGUUAUUGUCAUAAACAUUAUUACUAUUAUUAUUAUUAAUAAUAAUAUUAUUACUACUAUGUGUACAGAAGUGUUUUUAUUUUUCAGAAGAGAGGAAAUUUGUCACAUUGUGAAUGUUGUGUGUAUUUCUCUACAUGUGUGCGAGACGAAAACGAAAGCGAAACGGCUUUUUUUUUCUUUCCGUUCCUUUUCGUUCCUCUAAUGAUUUAAAGCAUCUUUUUUCCCCCCUCCCGUUUCAGUGUAUAUUGAGUUACAUGUUGUCAAGUGGCUGAAGCCCUUCUACAAUGGCGCUCAUGUUAAAAAAGAAAAAAAAAAGAGGAAAAAACACAACAACAAAAAAAAGAAAAAGAAAACUUGGUAUCCUCAAAGAGAAACUAAGGCUUUAAAAAAACACACUCAAAACACACAGAGCACCUCCCUCUGUCCACGCCCUCACCGGCGGGCGCUGGCCAGCACUGCACAGCUUAGCUCGGCUCGGCACAGCUUGGGUUAGCACUGAAAGAAAAGCCGCCAUCAGCAUUUUCUCCAGACACAGCAGCAGUAGCAGCAGAAGCAGCAGCACUGGAGCAGCCAUUAGUUUUCUCUGGGUUCCAGGCAUUAGCUUCACUAUACACAACAAUGCUCUCAGCUAACUCGUGUUGUUGAUAUUGUUAUAAUCUCACCCACCUCCAUAAUGAGUACCUGUUCCAGACAGAAGACAGUAAUGCAGGCGCUAUAGACAAAGAUAAUGAGUAUUCUUGUUAUAGCUUCAGCUUCAGCUACUUCAAGCUGAAGCAGAACCCCAGAGGCAGACGACUACCUCAUGAUACGGUAUUGAACUGCUCCCAGAUUUAUUUUUUUUCUUCUUUUUUUACUUGCUAUCGUGAUUGUUAUCGUCUAUGAUAGCUGACAGUGUUAAUUAAACAGGGGGAUUCACCAGUGAGACCGAGGUUAUGAGGAAGCUUCAGAUUCCCGCUAAGUGUUUCUGCCCUUGGCUCUGCUGUACGUCACUGCCCUGGCAUCGGUACUUGCACCUCCCUCUCCAAAAAGCUUCAACACACACACGCGCACACACACAAGAUGUGUCAGUAUAUCAGUCCACUCUCAUCUAUAUACAGCCGCCAUCAUCGUGGUGUUUUCCGACUCGGCCAGUGUCACCUCCCUCUGUGCAUGUGAAUCAUAGAAAUUAGACUUUCUACUGUUAUAGUUGAUUGUGUGGAACCUUCAGUAAUUGUCAGCCAGAACGUUCUCAGGGAUUUCUCUACACAGGAAGAAACAACAACAAAAAAAGGCGGAACAUAUGAACAACUGAACUUCGAGGAGAAAAAGAAAGAAAGGAAAAAAAAGACAAAAACACGACACAACAUGAGCGAGCAUUUAUUGUACUCUGUAUAUAUGCCAUAGUAUAUGUCUGAAUAUGGAGGAUCUGAAAGUAUAUGUUAACUAAUUUAUACAGAGUAUUCUAUGUAAUGUGAAAUACUUGAAGCCGCUGUAGUUUGCUCUCUCUCCCUCUCUUUCUAUCUCUUUCUCCCUUUUUGCCCCCUUUUUUAAAAUUUUCUCUUUUCUUUUUUUGGGGGUGUGGGCUUUCCUCCCUCCCCUCCACUCUUUUGUUAAAAAAAACAACAACAACAAAACAGAACAUAUCAGAAGGACUCGACUGACCUUGUUGACCUUGUUGACAGCUUUUUGGACUCGCAUGUGUUCACGCACGAGACGCUGGAUCCUGUCAGAAAUGUUGUUCCGCUGAGUGACGUGUAGAAUGGGAAGAGAGGUAGACUACUCCACACCAGUGGUGGAUAAAUGUUUAAAAACACGAUACGUGAUUUCAUACUUAGUUAUGCAUGUAAGCUGUUGUAGUAGCCUAGAUUUCCAUGGGAUCCUAUUGGAAAAAUACUAUAAUGUGCUUUAUACAGGAGCUAAUUGGCGAACAGAGCGUGCAUUAUGUGUCCAGCCUUACAGUCAUACAUUUAAAAGGACAUAUUUUGCUGAGAACCUGCCUCAUGUUCCAGUAAUAUAUAAUAACCGCGCAAGUAACUUAUUAGUCAUCAAACUCGACAAUUCUGCACAUGGACAAAUGAGUCUCCUCAGCUCUCUCCUUCAUUCCCUGCAGAUUUUCCAGUGUCUCCACUGCAAAGUUCAAGCUGUCCCAUCAUUACCUGCCUUUUUACCUUCUCUCUCUCUCUCCCUCUUCUUCUUCUUUUUUUUUAAUAUCUCAUUUUCUCUGCGUCUUUUUUCUAUCUUGUGUUGAUUAAAGAUAAAAGCAGCCUUUUCUCUUGCCUUGUCUUAACGCUUUAAAGUAACCAAACAGAAGAUCUAUCUAACAACCAAACGCGUUCUAAGAGGGGAGAGACAACCAAUCUUGGUCCCAGCUUUAGUGUCCUUAAUUAGUAAGUGAAUGGCUGUGUAACUCAUGCUUUAACAAAGCAAUUCCUCACGUGUGUUUGGUGGAAAAGUUGUCCAGUGUCUCUUGUUCUCUUCAGAAACAAUUUCCUCUGAGUCUUUCUAGCUGUUUGUUUUAUUUUAUUUUAAUUUUCUUGGGGUUUUUUUUGUUUUUGUUCGUGUAGGAAUGUUCUGCUCUCCCAUUUUAUUUAUUACAAUGACCCAUGUAUACAUGCUUAUGAAAUUAAGAU
Molecule: messenger RNA, 6355 nt
Organism: Pelmatolapia mariae (spotted tilapia)
Lineage: Eukaryota; Metazoa; Chordata; Actinopteri; Cichliformes; Cichlidae
Product: zinc finger SWIM domain-containing protein 6
Exons: 14
Coding region: 112-3513 (1133 amino acids)
Cellular component (GO): Cul2-RING ubiquitin ligase complex
Molecular function (GO): zinc ion binding
Source: RefSeq, a predicted model, not a curated record